UUUGGCUCGCGCUGACGCGUCGCGUGCGGGACUUUAACGCGUGAUGCUGCUCACGUCUCCGACGCAUUUAACCACCAGCAGGACCGUCAGCCGCAGGAAACCGUACGACUGAAAUGGAGGGAUCCAGCGUCUGAGCGCUUUCGAUUCGCAUCGGAUAAAGUUGAGUUUGUGUGAUUCUCCCCCUUUUUUCUGCCUCACGAUGGACCUCCCGCAGUGUUUGGUGUCCGUGUACCUGUUGCUGGUGUCCCUCGCUCAGUGUCAGCACUAUUACCUCCUCAGACCCAUGCCAAGUGACACUUUACCCCUGCUGGAGCUCAAGGAGGACCCCGACCCCAUCUACGACCCGCGGGGGGAGGACAUAAACGAGACCGAGCUGAGAAGCGCGCUCGGGGACUUUGACAGCCGCUUCCUGUCCGUCAGCCCUCCUCAGGACCGCUACACGGGCAACGAGGACCGGGACGAGCUGGACCUCCAGCAGCAGCACCCCACCGGGCUGAUGCCCAAAGACAUCAAGAACCUGUAUCUGGACGUGCAGUGGGGCAAGAAGCGCAACGCCAGCAAUAAGCUGAAGCGCAGGCUGCAGAUGUGGCUGUGGUCCUACUCGUUCUGCCCGGUGCUGUACGCGUGGAACGACCUCGGCGCGCGCUUCUGGCCGCGCUUCGUGCGCGCGGGGAGCUGCUACAGCAAGCGCUCGUGCUCGGUGCCGGAGGGGAUGGCGUGCAAACCGGCCAAAUCCACGCACAUCACGCUGCUGCGGUGGAGGUGCGUGCAGAGGCGAGGCGCGCUCAAGUGCGCGUGGAUACCGGUGCAGUAUCCCAUCAUAACAGAGUGCAAAUGCUCGUGCGCGAACUGACCAAUCACAAAUGGAACUCAAAACUUCGAUCAAAUGCUAAUUUCUGGAAAAAGGAAAAAAGUACACAGACUAAUAAGAACUGUCUUAUUUCUGGACAUUAACUGCAGCUGAUGCUGAUUGUGGAAAACUAUUACUGUACACAGUUUGAUCUGAUACAUAUUUCUAGAUUUUAGUUUUAAAAACUCUUGAAACAUUGAUUGAAUUGAAAUGAAAUUUAAUCUCAUACAUAUCUCUGGAAGUUACGAAAAAAUGUUUUAUUUUGUAUUUUGGUAAUACUUUGUUAACUUUAAGUCAUUAACAAAAGUAAUGCUGAAGAGGUCAAUAAGUAUACUCUCUCUCUCACACACACACA
Messenger RNA from Carassius gibelio (silver crucian carp), 1205 nucleotides. Its product is annotated as noggin-1-like. Gene Ontology annotation, biological process: negative regulation of BMP signaling pathway; negative regulation of cell differentiation; osteoblast differentiation. Lineage: Eukaryota; Metazoa; Chordata; Actinopteri; Cypriniformes; Cyprinidae. Bases 200 to 853 code for a protein of 217 amino acids. The transcript has a single exon. The record is from RefSeq and is a predicted model, not a curated record.